Bombina bombina (fire-bellied toad) is the source of this 2917-nucleotide messenger RNA. It is a transcript of the gene FBXL6, whose product is annotated as F-box and leucine rich repeat protein 6. Gene Ontology annotation, molecular function: protein binding. The transcript is spliced from 10 exons. Gene Ontology annotation, cellular component: SCF ubiquitin ligase complex. Lineage: Eukaryota; Metazoa; Chordata; Amphibia; Anura; Bombinatoridae. The record is from RefSeq and is a predicted model, not a curated record. Gene Ontology annotation, biological process: SCF-dependent proteasomal ubiquitin-dependent protein catabolic process. The coding region runs from base 155 to 1720 and encodes 521 amino acids.
UGAGUACUAAUAUGGUGGGCGUCACUUCCUGUUUAUACGGUUUUUCAAUAUUUGACUAGUGAAAAGUGCAAGUGACUGGCAAGUCCAACAGCAAAUAAGCUGCCGCAUAUAGCCCCGCCCAGUGUGUUAUUUUCUACACAAUCCUCAGGUGACAAUGUCAAAGAGGAUGCAGAAUUUUCAUGGAAGCAAGAAGAGGAAGAAGCCCGGCACUAGCAGCAAAAAGCGUCGCCAUUGUCGGCCGCAGCCAUCCUACUAUAUCCAUCAGACAGACAACGACAUGCUGCUGCUCAUAUCCAAUGAUCUGGGGUCUGAGGACCUCCCACAAGGGUUAAACAAGAGGGCACGGAGGUGCUUAGAUGCCCCAGUUUCAGAGAUCCAGCAUAUCGCCAGUCCAGAGUCUACAACGGACCAUGGCUGGGGCAGUGCCAUGCCUCUAGAAAUCCUACAGAAGAUCUUCCAGCUGCUGGCAGACAGUGAGGGGUCCGUACCCACCUUGUGCCGACUUUCCUGCGUGUGUAGGAGGUGGUACGAGGCCGCCAGCACACCAGCUUUAUGGCACCGCGUAUCCUUAGGAUUCUGUUGGGUGGAACCUGGAAAGAAACAGCCACCUAGUACCCAAAAAAAGAUUAUUGAGACCGUGGAGAGUCUGAUAAAGGAGAGGUUAUCUCUUCUCUCUGACUUUUCACUGCAUCACUGGAAGGAACAUGUCCCAUUUGUGGUGAAGUCCUUGUCUGCCUCGUGCCCACUCCUUUCCUCCCUCACAUUAUCUCACUGUAGCGGAGUCACAUCGGAUGCCCUGCUCUCUGCAGCAUCUAACUGCGCUCAACUUCAAAGCCUCAACUUACAGAACUCACAGGUGGAGUCCCUGGCUGUACUUGGCACAUUUGAAGUGUGUGGCUCUCGCUUACAACGUCUUUUUCUGACUUACAGCAACAAGUCAAGUGCCAUCCUCAGUAGUUUAUCAAAUGGUUCCUGUUCCAAUUUGAAGAUUCUGGAGCUCAAUACUGAAAUAAAACAGGGAGAGAGUCACUUGCAGAUCUGUAUUGAGGCCUUGCAGAGUGGCUGUCCUAAGCUGGAGGUGUUACGUUUGCUGAACCUGGUGUGGUCUCCAAAAUCUGGAAGUCGUUGCUCCCCUGAGGCCCCUGGAUUUGUGGAGCUUCACGAACUGUGCUUGGCUACGUCUUCUUACUCAUUUGUGAGUGACACAGUGUGCCAGAAAUUGCUUAGAGACUCCUCCAAACUCCAAGUGCUGGAUCUGCGAGGCUGCUACAGGGUCACCCCUGAAGGGAUCUGCAAGCUGCCGUGCACAGAUCUGCAGCGUCUGUAUCUGGGGUUAUACUGCAGCACUAAGAACCUGGCAUUGCCACGCUCUGGCUGUGCCCUUCUUGUCCGGCGCUGGCAGCACAGCCUCCAGGAAUUGGACCUAACAGCUCAGAGUUACAGUGAGGAGGACCUGGCACAAGCCCUGGAUGUGCUCUGCAGGGGAGGAGUCAACGAGUCUCUGAGCUCGCUCAAUCUUGCAGGAACUAAGGUCACUGCACCCGCGGUCAGGGAGCUGCUAUCCAGCUGCCCCUCCCUCACUCACCUGGACUUGUCCUCAUGUCGGUACCUCCCCCGAGGGAUGAAGCGAGUGUAUCGCAGCACUGAGGAGAUAUGCAAGUGUCUGCAAGGGCUGCUAGAGGGUCUAGAGGUGGCACCGGAGGAAGAAGCCUGCAUGUAAUCAUCAGAUGCUGGUCACAAGGACUUCAGGACACCUUAGGGACAAAAAUACUUAAUCCUUUCUUGCACCAGCUGUUCUUCUGUUUUGUGCUGUCAUCUGAUUUGGGCCACAUCUCAAUGAGGAAAUAACUCAAUUUGCAUUGAAGACAUUUGUGUGCUUGUUGUGAGUGUGUUGUGUGUUUUGUGUCCUUGUUGUGAACUUGAGGUGAGCAUGUUGUGUGCUUGGUGGGAUCAUAUUGUGUGCUUGGUGUGAGUGUGUUGUGUGCUUGGUGUGAGCAUGUUGUGAGGGUGUUGUGUGCUUGGUGUGAGCGUUUUGUGUGUUGUGCGCUUGGUGUGAGCGUUUUGUGUGCUUGGUGGGAUCAUGUUUGUUUGGUGUAAGCGUGUUGUCUGCUUGGUGUAAGUGUGGUGUGUGUGUGAGCAUAUUGUCUGCUUGGUGUAAAUGUGGUGUGUGUGUGAGCGUAUUUUCUGCUUGGUGUAAGUGUGUUGUGUUUAUGUGUGAGCGUAUUGUCUGCUUUGUGUUUGUGUGGUGUGUGUGAACAUAUUGUCUGCUUUGUGUAUGUGUGGUGUGUGUGUGUUGUCUGCUUGGUGUAAGUGUGGUGUGUGUGUGUUGUCUGCUUAGUGUAAGUGUGGUGUGUGUGUGUGCAUGUUGUCUGCUUGGUGUAAGUGUGGUGUGUGUGAGCGUAUUUUCUGCUUGGUGUAAGUGUGUUGUGUUUAUGUGUGAGCGUAUUGUCUGCUUUGUGUACGUGUGGUGUGUGUGAGCAUAUUCUCUGCUUGGUGUAAGUGUGGUGUGUGUGAGCGUAUUGUCUGCUUGGUGUAAGUGUGGUGUGUGUGUUGUCUGCUUGGUGUAAGUGUGGUGUGUGUGAGCGUAUUGUCUGCUUGGUGUAAGUGUGUGUGUGUGCGUGUUGUCUGCUUGGUGUAAGUGUGGUGUGUGUGUUGUGUGAUGGUGAGUGUGUUGUGUAUCUGAGCGCAUUGUCUGCUUGGUGUGUGCGUGCUGUCUGCUUGGUGUGCCCAUUUUGUGUUAGUGUCUGAGCUGUUAGUGUUUGAUAGCUGAAUUGUCAUUACAAUGUGUGUGUUGUGGUGUCAGCAAUCAUUUGUGUUUUAUACGUGACGGCAUUAAUAUAAAUUUACAUAAAGCUACUAGUGGCACACUGUAUUACUGUUCAAUUUAAUAAAAAAAAUUUAUAUUAAAACAUAGAAA